GGCGGUGAGGAUGUCGCGUCCGGCCCCCGGUACCCCUCAGCCCUGGAGACGCGGGCGCGGCGGAGCCUGGAGCCCCCCUGCCUGAGGCGUCCGCAGCCUGAAUCCGGCCCCUCUCCUCCCCUCCCAGGUGCGGGCCGGACAGGCGGCCGCGGCAGAUUUUAUCAUGUGGGCAACCUGCUGCAACUGGUUCUGCCUGGAUGGACAGCCUGAGGAGGCCCCGCCAUCCCAGGGAGCCAGGGCGCAGGCCUAUUCCAACCCUGGGUACAGCUCCUUCCCUUCUCCCACAGGCUCAGAACCCAGCUGCAAGGCCUGUGGGGCCCACUUCGCAAACAUGGCCAGGAAGCAGCAGACCUGCCUGGACUGUAAGAAAAACUUCUGCGUGACCUGCUCGAGCCAAGUGGGGAAUGGGCCCCGCCUCUGCCUUCUUUGCCAACGAUUCCAAGCAACAGCCUUUCAGCGGGAGGAGCUCAUGAAGAUGAAGGUGAAGGACCUGAGGGACUAUCUCAACCUCCAUGACAUCUCGACCGAAAUGUGCCGGGAAAAAGAGGAGCUGGUGCUCUUGGUGCUCGGCCAGCAGCCCGGAAUCUCCCAGGAGGGCAGGACUCGCACCCCCGCCUUUUCCUCGGGCCCCCCCGAGCAGCAGGCCUUCCUGAGCCAGCCCCACUCCAGCACAGCGCCGCCUACCUCAUCCAGCCUCCCUGCUCCACCCUCACAAGCCGCUUCUGCUCCCUCAGCCCAGGCUCAGGAAAGUCAGCAGGCCAAUGGCCGUGUGUCUCAGGACCAAGGAGAACCCGUCUACCCGGAGGGCACAGCCAGGGCACCUGCUGAGGACGAGACCCAGUCCAUCGACUCAGAGGACAGCUUUGUCCCGGGCCGGAGAGCUUCUCUGUCUGACUUGACCCACCUGGAAGACAUUGAAGGUCUGACUGUGCGGCAGCUGAAAGAGAUCCUGGCUCGCAACUUUGUCAACUACAAGGGCUGCUGUGAGAAGUGGGAGCUGAUGGAGAGGGUGACGCGGCUGUACAAGGAUCAGAAGGGCCUCCAGCACCUGGUGAGUGGUGCCGAAGACCAAGAUGGGGGACCGAUGCCGCCCAGCCUGGAGGAGAACCUGUGUCGGAUCUGCAUGGACUCCCCCAUUGACUGCGUCCUGCUGGAGUGUGGCCAUAUGGUAACCUGCACCAAGUGUGGCAAGCGCAUGAACGAGUGUCCCAUCUGCCGGCAGUACGUGAUCCGAGCCGUGCACGUCUUCCGGUCCUGAGGGCUUGGAGCCGGCUUCUUCAGUGCCUUACGGGACACAGUGUGAGGUGUCUGGGCUCAGGGUUGGCCAGCUUGCCGAGGGGCAGGCUGACAGCAGUAUCUGCUGUGUUCUCAAGACCAGGUCAAGCGAAGAGGCUGUGCCGCAUCUGGGUACCCGUCUUGCCCCGGAGGUGCGCCUCGUGGCUGGCAGACCCCGGGGCGGUGAGAACCUUCAGAGAUCGCUGGGACUCUUUCAACGAUCUUUAGUGAUGAUGGUAACUGAUGAAGAGCGAGGACUUUCCAGAACGUGGAUCACAUCAUUCUCCCUCACUCCCGUACCCCGCCCAGCCCCCUGCGCUGCUUGCCUGUUUCACCCAUCAGAAAUCCUGGUAGAAAUGGUUCUCUUCCUUCCCAGCACAUUUGGAUUUAUUUCUGGUUUCACUGGCUUUCUGUGCUUUAACUGGCCUUUGCUAAGGUUUCUUGCUGUAUCGCCUAAAAUCCAUUUGUUUCUUCAGACCAAAAAGAUGUUAGCUUCCCAGACCAAUAAUGAUCCUCCUUAGGACAGAAUUUGGACCAGUCAAUUUAUCUCUGGUGAGACAUGAAACACAAUGCUAUUCAAAGGCAUUAAGAGUUGCUUCUUUAGUGCUGGGAUGAGAAGCUAUCAGUCUCCUAACCUGACCUUGGAAGCCAACAAAGUGUCUGGUUCCCAACUGCUGGGGAGUUUCAGUGUCUGUGUGUGAGAGAUGGUGCAGGGAUCCUCUCUGCUUAUCCUCUGGGGGCCUCACUUAGCGCCUUAAUUUUAGUUUAUGAGAAAGGGAAAAGUGUAUGGAAGCAGUGGCUUUUUGCUUAACUUUGACUUCUCCGACAGGAAUUUUUAAACCACCUUCCCCUGAGAAUGAAGUCCCUCUCUUUCCUACAGAGGUGUAGACAUGGUCUCACUCAAGGCAUGGGGACUGACUUAGGCAAAGAACCUGGCUCUCCUCCAGCCAGACUUCUCCUAGGUUCUCAGACACCAGCGCGUAAGAGACACAGAGCACCUAAGAGGCCUCGGAAGGGGCUAAAUGAGGCGGUGUCCGCCCUCGAGCAGGCAGCUGGCAGUCUUCGCUCCCCAGGUCGGUGGGGACUCCUACCCUGUUCCCUUUCUCAGCCUACUGAUUUGGGGAGAGGUGAGGGAGACCCAUUCUCCAGGCUCUUUAGGAGGGAUCAUGCAACCAGGAGGUCAUGUUCCCGAGCCCUCUUUGGGUCCUUCCCUGCCCCAGAAGAGCCAGAGGGCUGAAGAAAAGCUGGCCGGGGCAGCUGGGCCGAGCACAGACUUACAUGCUGUCACAGGAGCUGCUUGCGCCGCUAUCACCGGUGGCCGGACUAUGCCAACCCUGAACCCCCAGGGCCCUUGGCAGGGCCCCCACCCCCUUGCCCCCCGCCCCGUGCAGCCAGGAUAACCAAUCAUGACUCUGGAAAGCAGCGGGAGAACCUCUAAGAGGACCCGUUUGUUGGUGCAGACGUACUUAGGCUUUCCCUCCAUCACCAAGUACUAGUCUCCCUUUGGGGAAACUGAAUUUCAUCAAGUAUGUGCCAGCUAACACUGGGCCACUUACCUCCACAUCAUACCGAGUCCUGGAUGAUUUGAUUCCUUUGUAAGAACUGGGAGAAUCAAGAUGUCCCUGUGAAGACACGUUUCUGCUGGACAGUCAGUGCUAUAGUUUACAGUGCCUACCAGUUUAGCAAAGGAUUCAGCUACUCCUCAGUUCCACUGUGAAACAGGUCUGUGUAUAUGCACCUCAGUUAGGAUGUAGCAGUAACUUCAGGGUAGAAGCUGGCUCUCUUCCUACUUAAAAUUGCUUUCUCUGCUGAGGCCUUAUCUCUCCCUACUUCCUAAUUUCCCUCCUAGAUGAGUUAAAAGAAAUACCCUAAUGGUUGGUUAGUAACCUCGGUAAGAAUUAGAACUAAUAUCAUUUACUCAUUUUGGAGAAAGAGCAGGACCUUAAGUCUUCUAACCCCUCUUGAUGAAGGUUUUCAUUGAAGAAAAAAGGUGUUAAGCAACCCUGUUUUGUUUUGUUUUCCCUAUCUUCUUUAAUACACCAAAAAGAAAAAAGAAAAAAAAGGUUGGAAAUUUCAAGAUCUCAUUUCAGUUACUAUCUACGUAGAUAGAAAACUUGAUUUUUAUCCUUGACUGCUCCUUCCUGCCCCUCACGGGUCCUUGGUCUUUAUUAUCAUGGAAACAUCUAAUGCCUCUCAUUAUUGCCUGGCUUUUGCUGUGAUUGUCCAGAAACUUCAGUUGAAGACUUUUUUAAAAAGGCUUGGAGAGCUGUUUUAUAAUGUUGGAAUACUUGGAUCAAACUGGUAAGAAUGAGCUGUACAGGAAUUAGUACUCAAUAUAUAUUGUAUAAAUUUGUUGAAAUACUUCAGAUGUGAAUGUGUUGCUUCAAGUGGCUUAUAUUGAUUCUCUCAGACUUACCUGGGUGUUGAAACAAACCCAAAUGUGUAUUUUUUUGUCACAGCUCUGCUUUAUAAUUUUGUAAUAAAGUUUCAGUGUAGAUGCCUUCUGAUCUAGCGUGAGGUUGCCAGAGGUCUGAUGGUUCAGAGAGUUGAUAAACCGCAGGUUAAACCC
Messenger RNA from Pteronotus mesoamericanus, 3844 nucleotides. It is a transcript of the gene RFFL, whose product is annotated as ring finger and FYVE like domain containing E3 ubiquitin protein ligase. Gene Ontology annotation, molecular function: ubiquitin protein ligase activity. Gene Ontology annotation, cellular component: plasma membrane; cytoplasm. The transcript is spliced from 7 exons. Bases 164 to 1258 code for a protein of 364 amino acids. Gene Ontology annotation, biological process: protein K48-linked ubiquitination; proteasome-mediated ubiquitin-dependent protein catabolic process; negative regulation of extrinsic apoptotic signaling pathway via death domain receptors. The record is from RefSeq and is a predicted model, not a curated record. Lineage: Eukaryota; Metazoa; Chordata; Mammalia; Chiroptera; Mormoopidae.